Molecule: messenger RNA, 543 nt
Organism: Miscanthus lutarioriparius
Lineage: Eukaryota; Viridiplantae; Streptophyta; Magnoliopsida; Poales; Poaceae
Source: the annotation of a GenBank genome assembly
AUGGCGCGCCGGACCAACCACACCUCCAUGAACGCCACGGCAGCGGCGGCGUCAGCGACGACAAUGAUCGCCUCCUCGCCGUCUCCCCCGCGGCCGCCGCCUGCGCCUCCCGCUGGAGCCGGCGCGGGAGCGUGGGGCCCCUACGCCAGCUCCCGCGCCUUCUUCUCUAACGUGGCCACCAUCCUCAUCAUCCUGGCCUGCGUCUCCCUGCUCGCCUUCUCCCUCCACGCCGCCGCGCGCUUCCUCCUCCGCUGCCUCGCGCGCCGCCGCGCCGCGCGGGAGCAGCAGGAGGAGGAGGAGGAGGCACAGGCGCAUGCGCAGGAGCCCAAGCUCCCCUCCGGCGCCGCCGCCAGCGCCCGCGUGUGGGCGGAGGCGGAGUGCGCCAUCUGCCUGUCCGAGCUGGAAGGCGGCGAGCGCGUCCGCGUGCUCCCGGCGUGCGGCCACGGGUUCCACGGCGCCUGCGUGGACGGGUGGCUUGCGGCGCGCGCGUCCUGCCCCACCUGCCGCGCGCCGUCCCGGCCGUCGCGGGCGGGAGAGCCAUAG